AUGUGGCGUCCACCGAUAAACUUCGUGUCUCUACACUAUACAUAUAUCAUUGUGCUUGGCUUGCUGUCAUUUCCCAUUCUCUACCCAGAUGGCACCCUCAGCGCUGUUGACACCUACCACUUUGGAGUCAGCGCAUCCACCGAGUCCGGUCUGAAUACUGUGGACCUGAAAGAGCUGAAAACCUAUCAACAGCUGUACCUUUAUUUUCUGCCGACUGUCACUAACAUUGGCUUCAUUAACAUCAUUGUUGUGAUAGGAGCAAGAGAUGUCGAAAUCAUUGGACGCGGACCACUCACUUCACCACCGCCGGGCUCUGCUUCACCAUCGGAGCCGAGAGUUUCGAGUGAGCCUACAACACAAGAUGAAGGUGUGAUUGAAAACACGGUGACCGAACGAAAGUCCUCGCCACCCCCUACUCCCCCUCUAGCCACAGACCAGGGUAAGGAUGGCGAGGGAAAUCAAAUCAACAACGAAAAGCCUUCCCAGCCUCGUGCCCACAUCAGUUUUGAUCCUUCCACGGACCAUCGGCCCAAGAAUGAUGCAACGCUUUACAUUCCGGGGCCUCGUGACCGUGACCGAGGCUAUCCUUUGAUUGAGCUGAACAACACUCUUUCACGAAGUCAUGACGAGCGCGACCCAGAUGCUAUCUCCGGAGUGAGUCUGCAACCUGGUUUGCGGCGCCGUUUUACAGAAGGCUCUAGACUUGCCGAGGCACGCUCAGUUGAUCGUGUCGCUACGUUUGCUUCAUCCAUGUUCGUCAUUGGACGAGACAACCCCCCUCGAGAACGACGAAAUUCUAUCUCUUUGCAACAGCCCGCCCUCAAUAGCCUGCCAUAUCUUUCAAAUCAAGCAACCAUCGGUCGGAACUCCCUGUUCGUGAACUUGACCUCAGAAGAUAGGGAAAUACUCGGGGGUAUCGAAUAUAGAAGUUUGAAACUCCUUCUGAAAAUCGUCAUCACUUACUUUUUUGGCCUGCAUCUCUUCGGCGCCAUCUGUCUACUUCCAUGGAUCAAGUAUUCGGAUGCCAAGUACAGGGACUAUUUGAAAGAAUGCGCGGUGUCUGAAACUUGGUGGGCCUUUUACUCGGCACAAACCAUGUUCAACAAUCUAGGCCUCACACUCACUCCAGACUCAAUGAUCAGCUUCAGAGACGCAGAAUGGCCAAUGGUCGUUAUGAGCUUUCUUGCGUUUGCUGGAAACACCUGCUACCCAAUCUUCUUGCGGCUGUCAAUAUGGACGAUGUCAAAGGUCCUCCCAAGAAACUCGGCCAUCCAAGAACCGCUCAACUUCCUCCUGGAGCAUCCGCGACGAUGUUAUACGCUACUCUUCCCCAGCAAGCAGACCUGGGUCCUCUUUGGCAUUCUUUUUGUUCUCAAUUUCGUGGACACGCUUCUCAUCAUCGUGCUUGAUCUCCAUAAUCCCGCCGUUGCUGUACUCCCGGUCGGCCAGCGGAUUCUCGCUGCGAUUUUCCAGGCUGCUUCGUCCCGCCACACCGGCACGGCGACGUUUGUCCUCUCGGAUGUCAAUCCGGCUGUUCAGCUCAGUCUUCUGGUCAUGAUGUACAUCUCCGUAUUUCCUUUGGCCAUCAGCAUACGAGCGUCAAACACGUACGAGGAACGGUCGCUCGGGAUCUAUGAGCCUCCCGAGAUUGAGGUGGACGAGUCUGAAAGCACUGGCCCAUCGUAUCUUUUGAAGCACAUGCAGAACCAACUCAGCUUUGACUUGUGGUACAUAUUUUUGGGAGUUUUCUGCAUCUCCAUUGCAGAAUCCGAUAAGAUCAUGGAUGGGGCUGAUCCGGCCUUCAACUUGUUUUCUAUACUUUUCGAAGUCACAUCUGCAUACGCCAAUGUCGGCCUGAGCCUUGGGUAUCCCAACGUCAACGUAUCCCUUUGUGGGAAAUUUACUCCGUUCGGGAAAGUUGUGAUAUGCAUCAUGAUGAUUCGAGGGCGUCAUCGCGGGCUACCGUAUGAGCUUGACCGAGCAAUCAUGCUGCCAAACGAGCGUCUUGUCGAAGGCGCAAGUGACUCUGAGGCCUAA
Messenger RNA from Clonostachys rhizophaga, 2037 nucleotides. NCBI's taxonomy places the organism in Eukaryota, Fungi, Ascomycota, Sordariomycetes, Hypocreales, Bionectriaceae. The record is from the annotation of a GenBank genome assembly.